UGUUCACCGGGGGUAAAAGAGGGGGAGGCAGAGACCGACGAGUUAAGAAAACCCAAAUAAAGCCAAUAUUUCUGCUCCACCAAUCUCUCUCCUUUCUCUCUCCUCUUCCACGCUUUCUCUCUCCUCUUCUCUCUCUCCGGUCGAUCUCCGUCUCCAUCUAAAUUCUCCAUAAGCAACAAAGUUUUUUCAAUCUUCUGAAUUGCCUUUACUACGAAAAACAGGAAAAAAAUCGUCUUUUUUUUGGUGGGGUUCUUUGGAAUUUGCAUUAUUACAAGAGUAUUACAAGAGUUUUGAGGAUUAAGCAAGAGAUUUUGUCACCUAUUGGCGCGAAGAUUGAGUACAGCGCCUUUUUGGUGAUUGUAUUUUGGUUGUAGAUUGCUUGAGCAUUUAAUGGUAAAUUCAAGGUAAAUAAGGGUUUGUUUAUAUUUGGUGCCUUUCCGAUGUUCGGACUCCACGUGUUUGAUACUGGAAUAAAACGCAAGUUGAAUAUUUUCAGCUAGCAGGGGUUAGAAAUAAGGUUUGGGAAGUUAAUUUUUGUGGAUACUUUAGGGAUUUGAGAUAAUCUUGGGGUUUUAGCUUGAUACUUUCCAAUGCGAUUUCAUUGGAGGAGUAUUUAUGACUUCCGGCAAGCCAUUGCUGUCAUCAUUUGAGCCUUCUUCUGCACCAAGCCCUCACCAUAAUAACUCAUCAUUGGGGAUCUGCUCGUUGGGAUGUCUCCCCCAGAAUGCAUCAGCUUCUGCUGAUUUGGAUGAGUCACCAGGGACCAAAUUAUGUGACUUGAAGGAGGAGGUGGACAGAGGUAAUCAACCACUAGAAGAUACAUCAGGUGUAAAGAAUUCUAGGCUACAUUCUUCUUCACUUGUGAGCGGAAAUGGGACAGCUGAACUACAGUCAUUUUCAUCAAAAUACCCCCCUUCACGGGAGAGGAAACGCCUUGUAUCAUGGGGUGGUACUGCAGACCAUCCGCUUGAGCAAACGACCUUUGAAAUAUCCAGUGAUUCUUCUAGGGUGACGUCAUCUGGAGCAGCGUCCACUCGGACGUCAUCCCAAAGACAUCUUGAUGAGUCAAGGGCUUCAUCCCGUGGCCAGGAUAAGCUAAACAAAUCCCAGAGGCAUCUUCAAAAAAGUAUGCAGCUGGAGAAUGACUUGUUACACGGAAGUAACGCUAGGUUGAUUCAUGUUAAUGAUCCAAAAAAGACCAAUGAUCAAUUUGAGUUCACUGGAAAUGAGAUCCGUACUAGCAAAUAUACAAUAAUAAAUUUCUUGCCUAAAAAUCUCUUCAUUCAGUUCCACCGGGUUGCUUAUUUAUAUUUUUUAGCAAUUGCUGCUCUGAAUCAGCUUCCACCUCUUGCAGUUUUUGGUAGAACUGUAUCUCUAUUUCCUCUUCUUUUUGUGCUUUCUGUGACAGCUAUAAAAGAUGGUUAUGAGGAUUGGCGAAGACACAGGUCAGACAGGAAUGAGAAUAAUCGGGAGGCUCUAGUACUUCAAUUCGGCAAGUUUGAGUUGAAAAGAUGGAAGAAUAUUAGGGUUGGUGAGGUUGUGAAAAUCCUUGCUGAUGAGACAAUUCCUUGUGAUAUGGUGUUGUUAGGAACAAGUGAUCCUAGUGGGAUUGCUUAUAUCCAGACAAUGAAUCUAGAUGGUGAAUCAAACUUGAAGACAAGGUAUGCUAGGCAAGAAACAACUUCAUUAGUGAGUGAAGUGGAGACACUUUCGGGAGUUAUCAGAUGUGAACAGCCUAACAGGAAUAUCUACGAGUUCACAGCCAACAUGGAGUUAAACAGGCAUAAGUUUCCACUCAGCCAAUCAAAUAUUAUCUUACGUGGUUGCCAGCUGAAGAACACAGAAUGGGCAAUGGGAGUGGCAGUUUAUGCUGGUCAAGAGACCAAGGCUAUGCUAAACAGUGCGGCAUCUCCUUCCAAAAGAAGCAGGCUGGAGACCUACAUGAAUCGGGAAACACUUUGGUUGUCUGUUUUUCUUUUCGUCAUGUGCUUGGCAGUAGCAUCCGGGAUGUGUGUAUGGCUGAAAGAACAUGAGAAGCAGCUUGAUACCCUGCCUUAUUACCGGAAAGUUUACUCUGAAAAAGGAACACAUCCUGGUAAACGGUAUAGAUAUUAUGGGAUUCCUAUGGAAACAUUUUUCUCUUUUUUGAGUUCCGUCAUAGUUUUCCAGAUAAUGAUACCCAUAUCUCUUUACAUCACGAUGGAGUUGGUUCGCUUGGGACAGUCGUAUUUUAUGAUUGGAGACAGGCACAUGUAUGACGAUAACAGUAAUUCAAGGUUUCAGUGCAGAUCCUUGAAUAUCAAUGAGGAUUUGGGUCAGAUACGUUAUAUUUUUUCAGAUAAAACAGGAACACUUACUGAAAAUAAGAUGGAAUUUAAACGAGCAAGUGUGUGGGGAAAAAAUUAUGGGAGAGCCCUUUCUGCUGCAGGUGCAUCAUUAGACCUGGAUUUUGGAGAACCAACAGCUGUGCCUUCAAGUCGAAGAAAAUUGAGGCUUAACUCAGAAAUUCCAACUGAUUCUGAACUUAUGGAACUGUUACAUAUUGAGCUAGCCGGGGAAGAGAGGAUUGCUGCACAUGAGUUCUUUAUGACAUUGGCAGCAUGUAAUACCGUGAUUCCUAUUCUUACCCAUAGUUCAUCUUUGGAUGAAGUGCAUGACACUGUUGGCACCAUUGCGUAUCAAGGUGAAUCUCCUGACGAACAAGCACUAGUUGCUGCUGCUUCUGCAUAUGGAUAUACACUUUGUGAGCGGACAUCUGGUCAUAUUGUGAUCGAUGUCAAUGGUGAGAAACUAAGGUUGGAUGUCUUGGGACUGCAUGAGUUUGACAGUGUACGCAAAAGAAUGUCUGUGGUUAUCAGAUUCCCAAGUGGUGCUGUAAAAGUUUUGGUCAAAGGGGCUGAUACUACGAUGUUUAGCAUUUUAAGGAAAGAACACAAAAGCCACCACGACAUACAAAAUGUCACUCUUAGCCAUUUGAAUGAGUACUCAUCUGAAGGUUUGCGGACCCUGGUUGUUGCUGCAAGGGAUCUUACGGGAGAAGAACUGGAUGAGUGGCAAUUCAUGUAUGAGGAAGCUAGCACAUCUUUGACUGACAGAUCAGCAAAAUUGCGCCAAACAGCAUCUCUUAUAGAAUGCAACUUAACUCUACUAGGGGCCAGUGCAAUUGAGGACAAACUACAAGAGGGUGUACCAGAAGCUAUUGAGUCUCUGCGUCAAGCAGGAAUGAAGGUUUGGGUUCUUACUGGAGAUAAGCAAGAAACCGCAAUUUCAAUUGGUAUGUCUUGCAAACUCUUGACCUCAGACAUGCAGCGGAUCAUCAUUAAUGGCACUUCAGAAAAUGAAUGCAAGAGGUUAUUGUUUGAUGCUAAAAUCAAAUAUGGUAUAAACUCUGCAAGUUGUUGUAAUCAAAUCUCAACAUUCCAGAGGGAUGCAGAAAAUGGUUAUCUCGAAGCUUCUGCUAGUAUGCAGUCAAGUAAUUUGCCAGAGCCGCAUGCAGGAGAGGAAGGAGUUUCUGAUGGACCUUUGGCACUCAUAAUUGAUGGGAAUAGUCUGGUAUACAUCUUAGAGAAAGAUCUCGAGACCGAGCUAUUCGACCUUGCAACCUCAUGUAGGGCUGUGAUUUGCUGUCGUGUUGCUCCCUUGCAGAAGGCUGGAAUUGUUGACCUAAUAAAGAGCCGCACAGAUGAUAUGACACUAGCCAUAGGUGAUGGGGCUAAUGACGUUUCAAUGAUCCAAAUGGCGGAUGUUGGUGUUGGAUUAUGUGGUCAAGAAGGGCGGCAAGCAGUGAUGGCAUCAGAUUUUGCUAUGGGACAGUUUCGGUUUCUGAAAAGAUUGCUCCUUGUGCAUGGACAUUGGAAUUACCAGCGAGUUGGUUAUUUGGUUCUUUACAACUUCUACAGAAAUGCUGUUUUCGUUUUCAUGCUUUUCUGGUACAUAUUGUAUGCAGCCUUUUCUACAACAUCUGCGCUGACAGAUUGGAGUAGUGUGUUUUAUUCUCUCAUCUAUACUUCCAUACCUACUUUAGUUGUUGGUAUUCUGGACAAGGACUUAAGUCAUAAGACACUACUGAAGUAUCCAAAACUCUAUGCUGCUGGCUAUAGACAGGAGAGUUACAACAUGAAACUCUUCUGGGUCACAAUGCUUGAUACAGUGUGGCAGAGUCUUGUACUCUUUUAUGUACCAUUGUUCAUCUAUGAUCAGAGUGAUAUUGACAUAUGGAGUAUGGGUAGCUUAUGGACAAUCGCUGUUGUGAUCCUUGUAAACAUGCACUUGGCAAUGGACGUACAGCGGUGGUUAAUAUUUACUCAUAUGGCAAUAUGGGGGUCAAUUGUUAUCACAUAUGGCUGCUUGGUGGUGCUGGACUUAAUACCUGUCUUCCCCAAUUAUAAUACAAUCUUUCAAUUGGCAAAAUCUCCUACUUACUGGCUCUCAAUUUUGCUUAUUAUAGUUUUGGCUUUGCUUCCUCGCUUUAUUGUCAAAGUUAUAAACCAAAGUUUCCGCCCUUCAGACAUCCAGAUAGCUAGAGAAGCAGAGAUCCUGAAGAAAAACCACAGCUAUAUUAUGUCUAGGCCAGAUCAUGAUACAAGCUAGUGCCUCCUGUUUAUGUUUUCAAUCACCCUAUUUUGGUGUAGCUCCUUGAGUUUCCCUAUACUUGGCUUCCUAUGGCAUGCAGAGUUAGAAGUAGGUAGCUGAGCUACCCCAACUCAAUGUCAGCAGGUGAAAUUGGCGACAAUGUGAAAGGGAAAUGGAGUCACCAUGUAAAUGAAAGAAAGGAAAACAAGGGUUAACUCAGAGCUAAGUUUGUCGAGAGUUUGAAGCACAGCUGAAGAAACAAUCUGGUUUAGAGCGACGGAACACAUGAAGGUUUUUGAAUGGAUUUUGUUAUUUGUUGUUGAUAACACUGUUGGGCUUGUUUUACAAGAAGUGAAAAUGAUAGGCUCUGCUUGUUAGGUAUUCAGCAUAAUUCCCACAUAAAGAAAGAGAAUUGAGGAGAGAAAUACAAGUGUAUCAUAGUUUACCUGUAAAGAUUGAGGUUUCUUAUCCUUACUCUUGUAACAAAUUAAAGGAAACUGUUCUUGAUUUAUGAACUUAUCUGUGAUUUUGUAAAUCUGUUAACAUGUGAAAUAAUUGUUUUUUUAACAUGUUGAGCAGGGGCGGUUUAACGGAAUCUUACGAUCUAAAGUUAAAUUCCGGUAAGAAGCCUACGAAAUUCAUGUAUACUUAUAUUUAUGAUUCAUUCUUCUA
Molecule: messenger RNA, 5244 nt
Organism: Solanum tuberosum (potato)
Lineage: Eukaryota; Viridiplantae; Streptophyta; Magnoliopsida; Solanales; Solanaceae
Product: phospholipid-transporting ATPase 1-like
Exons: 9
Coding region: 616-4590 (1324 amino acids)
Biological process (GO): phospholipid translocation
Cellular component (GO): plasma membrane
Molecular function (GO): ATP binding; ATPase-coupled intramembrane lipid carrier activity; magnesium ion binding
Source: RefSeq, a predicted model, not a curated record